This is a messenger RNA of Suillus bovinus, 1383 nucleotides long. RefSeq lists its product as uncharacterized. NCBI's taxonomy places the organism in Eukaryota, Fungi, Basidiomycota, Agaricomycetes, Boletales, Suillaceae. The record is from RefSeq and is a predicted model, not a curated record. Bases 75 to 1268 code for a protein of 397 amino acids. The transcript is spliced from 3 exons.
CUGGACAACAUCAACUUGUACUGUUACCACAACGUGUUGCUGUGCUAUAGCUAUUUCUUUCAAAGCUCUUUCGGAUGACCAGUUCGGACAACAAUGAUGCAGCCAUGCAACCAUCGAUAGCUGUGGGAACAGAAGAACAGGAGGGAGAUUUCCUAUCGACGAUGAAGACAUUCGAUUUCGCGAUCAUCGAUGAUGAUGAUGAUGAUGAUCCUGAGCUUGAUCUUCCGUCCCAAGUAACGAAUCCACCAAACUUCACAGUCCCAAGCAAUGUACAGCCUCAAGUUCUAAGACCGUCCUCUCAACAACCCACCGUAGAAACGCUCCGGUCUCUCGGAAUUAAAGUGCGAGAUUUUGCGUAUGAAAGUACUUUGCCACCCAUCGCGCCUAUCCCGAGAGUUCCACGCCAGACUCAGCCUAGUGCAAGGCCGCUGAAACGUACCAGAGGGGACUGGGAAGAAGAAGAAGAUGGAGCGCCAUCGCAUUCUUCACGUCCGCAAUUCGGACGCGAAGCCACCAAUGCUGGCAUGCAAGCAAGUAGCAAGCCCGAGUCUCUUGUGCGAAAAGCCACUGAGCCACUUGAAUUUAACACUUCGCCCGUUUCAAAACGCGCGAUGGCACGCGCAGACUUGAGUAGACCUGUUCUAUUUGGAAGUCAACUACCCUUCCGUACGCCUCGUUGCGCCCUUAAAGCUCGUCAUACCCCGCCAAGAAGAUUUUCCACAACUCCGCUGACUUCCCCUCUAUUUGGGUCGCCAUCAGAAGAGCCAUCCCAGGGGGGAUCACAGGGGUCGGCGUUAGUGAUGACACCUGCUGAACCUGCGUCCUGGAAUAUCGAAGAUACCGGCUCGAUACCCGCUUCGCACAUGGACACAGACUCGUUGGCUUUUGUGCCAGAAGAAAUAUCUUACCCCCAGCUAGGGCUUUCCUCUCAGUCUCCGCAACUUGCCACGUCGCUUUCUACUCCCAUAGUCACCCCUAGUCACGUUUCGCCGCCGUCUCAGGGAGUUGAUAGCUUUGAGUCGUCGCAUCCUAUUCUACAAAAACCGAAAUUCAGCCGGGAAUCCAAACGUAGCGUGAAAAGUUCGGCGCCCAAAGUUUCUACGCAGACGUCCCCUCGUUACCUCCUGCGUCGACGAUCCCUAUUGUCCGUUCAUACUCCCACGCGUUCGCGGUAUCCCCAUCCUCUCACUCCCACGAAGAAAGGAAGCCCAAAGGGUUCUCCGGCUCCUCGCUGCAGACGUUUGCAGCGACCUGUGCUAUCGAGGUGAAUUUUAGAUGCCUAGAUUCGGUUGAUGAUAUGACAACUUGGUACAAGGAAGGGUUUAAAUUAUUUUUAUUGCUGUUGUUUCAAGAUACAUUCCAUUCGAGGAGUAUACCGUGUAC